CCCCCUCACACACACCCCCCCCUUCCUCACUCCUCCGCCUCCUCCUCCUCCCUCCGCCCCCUCACGCCGCCCAGCGCGCUCCUCUCGCUCGCUCUCCCCUCACACACACACACACACACACACACACAAAACACACGCCGCCCGGAGCCAUGCCGAAGAGAAAGGCUGAAGGAGAUACCAAGGGCGAUAAGGCCAAAGUUAAGGAUGAGCCACAACGGAGAUCGGCGAGGUUAUCUGCUAAACCCGCCCCUCCGAAGCCAGAGCCUAAACCUAAAAAGGCAGCUCCAAAGAAGAGCGAGAAGUUGCCCAAGGGAAAGAAGGGGAAAGCUGAUGCUGGCAAGGAGGGAAACAACCCUGCAGAAAACGGAGAUGCCAAAACAGACCAGGCACAGAAAGCCGAAGGUGCUGGUGAUGCCAAGUAAAAUGUGUGAAUUUUUGAUAACUGUGUACUUCUGGUGACUGUACAGUUUGAAAUACUAUUUUUUAUCAAGUUUUAUAACAAUGCAGAAUUUUGUUUUACUUUUUUUUAAGCUAUGUUGUUAGCACACAGACCGCUUCGUUGUUGUGUUUUGAGGGGGGGGGCAGUGGGGACAAAUGUCACUUAGUCUAUUUCUUGGAACCUAAAUUUUAAAAGUAAAAGUUUACCCCCUCCCCAGUUUUUGGAAGAAGGGCUCUUCCUGAAUAAAGGGGGAAGGGUUUCCUUAAUGCUGCACGUCUGUUUCGUGAAGUGCAUCAGAGUGAACGUUGAAGCUCCCAAGACGCCUGUUGCCAACUUCCAACUGCAGUUUGUAUUGCCCUCUGUGUUCCCUUUCGUGUCCUCAGUUUUUGCCUAGAGCCUAUCACUCCGAAAUACAGCAAAAACGGCAUUUUGGGACUUGCCACUCUAAAUGCAUUGUCAGGUGAUCCCGGACUUGUGGUGUCUAAUUUGGGACAUAAUAGCUCUAAAAGGAGCUGCAUUUCCUCUUUUAUAUUGUGGAUCUUCAGAUUAAGAAAUCUGCAGUUUUAAUUUUUCUCAAAGUCAGGGUAGAUUUGUGAAGAGUUGUUAAACAACAUGCUAAAUGUGAAAGUGUCCACCCUCACUCUAAACUUUUCCCUCUACAAGUAUGAAAUGAAGAUUCUUCGGUUUUAUAGCAACUUUUACGUUUGGGUAGUCCAUGAAGGGAGGGGAGUUUGACAGUUGUUGUAAAAUGUUGCAGAUUGUAGCCCAUGUCCUGCCUAAAUUACCAUGAUUGUUUAUGAAAAGUACCUUUAAUAAAGCUGGAUACGGUUUGGCUUGGACUGUU
Molecule: messenger RNA, 1283 nt
Organism: Anas platyrhynchos (mallard)
Lineage: Eukaryota; Metazoa; Chordata; Aves; Anseriformes; Anatidae
Gene: HMGN2
Product: high mobility group nucleosomal binding domain 2
Biological process (GO): chromatin organization
Cellular component (GO): chromatin; nucleus
Molecular function (GO): nucleosomal DNA binding
Source: RefSeq, a predicted model, not a curated record